Molecule: messenger RNA, 375 nt
Organism: Cladophialophora bantiana CBS 173.52
Lineage: Eukaryota; Fungi; Ascomycota; Eurotiomycetes; Chaetothyriales; Herpotrichiellaceae
Exons: 1
Coding region: 1-375 (124 amino acids)
Source: RefSeq, a predicted model, not a curated record
AUGUCGGGCAUCGGCGAGGCGAGCCUCGUGGUCGGCCUGAUUUCGUCCAUCAUCGCGAUCUACGAAGGCACUCACGAGAUCUACGAAGCGGCGAGCGACGUCGAAGGCCUCCCUCGAAAAUUUCAACUGGUCGCCGACCAGAUCCCCUUGGUGCUCCUCGCCUGCUUGGCGGACAUCGUCGUUCGUCCCAAUCUCCGGCAGCACCGCAAUCACCACGUUGUGGCCACACAUGUCUCCCAAGACGUAGCUGUUCUGGUCGCGCUGCGUGGGGGAGGAUCGGGUGGAUGUGGUCCAGCAUCGCUUUCACGGGGGCCAGUUCGACCCCCAUGGGACAGAUACAGCCCACCGUGUAGUUCCGGUGUGACAGGGGCAUGA